AUGUUCGUGGGUGAUGCUACUUGCCCUGGACUGGCCUAUCAGGCCUGGCUCAUGAACUCGACUGAGGCCAGAGAUGAGUGUUUAUCGUCGAAAACACCAUCUAAUGCUGCAACUGCGGCCUCAUCUGGUUGGUGUGAUGCUUCCAAAGACGGCUGUUCGAAGCCGGACAUGUGCCUCAAGGGGAUGCCCUAUGACUUCUACGCCUUCAACGUUACUAACCCUGCCGAGGUCCUCAAGGAUGGGGCCAAGCCCAUUGUGCAGGAGCUACGCCCUAUUCACGCUGCUCAGACUCAAGAGCGUAUCGAGGCCUCGGUUGAUGUCGAUAAGUGGAAUAAGGAGGGUAUUGCCCACUGGAAUGAGACCAACACUUUCGUCUUUGCCGAUAAGGAUGAGACCAAUCUUUUGCAGGAGAAGGUGGUCGUCCCCAACCUCGCUCUUCUGAGUACCGUCACUGAGAUGGGCCAAACUGUGAACACUAUGGACAUGCUACAGAUGCUUGGCACUUGUGGUACCUACCAACAGUUGGCUAACACGGUUAUGGGUAUGAUGAAAUUGGCUCCAGCUGUGAUAUCUAAUCUUAUCACAACUAAGUUCGGCAGUAUAGAGGCUGCGAUUAAGUCUCAGUAUUUUGAUGCUGGCCUGACUCGUAUGCUGGAUGAUGGUGAGAUAAACAUGCAGGCUGUGGGUGCUAAGCUAGCUCCUCUGGCCAAGGGUAUCGACGUUUCUAGUAUGCUCCCACCGGCUAGUAUGGCGAUCGACUACUUUGCAUAUGCCUUUGGUUGUGUUGCAAAACAGGACGCUGAUCAUAGCUGUAAGUUUAACCCUGAUAGUCGGGCCGAUGUGGACCUCGAGAAGAAGAUCCUCGGGACCUUCUCGGAAACUUCAAGAAAUAAAAUAUUCAACUUCAUGAUGAAGACUAAUUUCACGGAUACUACCGGUGCUGUUGUCGCAAUGAAGAUGUUGGAGAUGACUCUGAAGCCAUCUGAGAUCGAGGCGUGGCAUUCCCAAUUAAACUAUGCCGGCUCGUAUGGGCUAUCUAACUAUGACGCUAUGCGGUACACUCUCUUCCCUUACGCUGAUCCAAGCAGCGCUGUCUAUGAUGCAGACUACGAGUACUAUCCGAGGUUCAUACGAAUGACGGUGGCUCAGCUUCUGGGGUGGAAUAAUGAGUCCUUCAAGGAUAAGUUCAGCGGUGAGGAAGUGUCGAUGGGCGUUGCCAAACCUGUAGUUAAUGGUGCUCCUACUGAGCAAUAUCGUAGUAGUAAGAUACCUGGUUGGAAGGGUCUCAACUACUACAAGAUGUAUAAUGGCCAGGCUCAGAACUGUGCCUUCGACCGUGACUGUAUGGCUCAGGACUCCUUCAAGAAGGAUGGUACGUGUACAGCUGACGAUGUGUGCACCCCUAACUACGCUGAUGGUUGGGACGCUAAGUUCUUCCCUGGUACGCUGACCGGCAAGGGGACGGAGGAGUAUCAUAAGAAGGACGCCUCGGCCAGACUGUUCGUGGGGCAAAUCUUCUCAGCGGCAACGCUGAAGAACAUCGAGACUGACGCCGAUUGGGAUGGUGCCAAGGUUGACAAAUGGACACUCGCUGACAUUGACUUUCGCAACGAAAAUUGCGAUGGUGCCAACCCUGAUGAUGCCCAGGGUAUUGACUGUGAUUCGCCUUAUCUCAGCUUUAACCUCGGUUACUUCGCCUCGCCUGACCCAGCUUCUAUUAUGGUCCCGGUGUAUGCCUCUCUCCCUCACUUCGACAUCGUCAAUGGAUCCUCCUCGAGAUCCCAGAACUACUACCCUGGUGACCGUGUGGACAUCCUCUCUUGCAGUGGUGAUCCUGAUUGUGAAGGCGACCGUGACUUCCGCAUCAACGUGUGGACUGAGCCUAUCUCUGGUGCCUUU
This is a messenger RNA of Perkinsus marinus ATCC 50983, 1899 nucleotides long. RefSeq lists its product as hypothetical. The transcript has a single exon. Gene Ontology annotation, molecular function: scavenger receptor activity. The record is from RefSeq and is a predicted model, not a curated record. The annotation marks the transcript as partial. Gene Ontology annotation, cellular component: cytoplasm; membrane. Lineage: Eukaryota; Perkinsozoa; Perkinsida; Perkinsidae.